AUGAGUUUAGUUGUCCACGAGGAAGGUACUUUCCAGCACAUUUUGCGUUUGAUGAACACAAAUGUUGAUGGUAGAAUUAACAUUGUCUACGCAUUGACCACCAUCAGAGGUGUCGGUAGAAGAUACGCCAACUUGGUCUGUAAGAAGGCCGAUGUUGACUUACACAAGAGAGCCGGUGAGUUGACUCAGGAAGAGAUGGAGAGAGUUGUUGUUAUCAUGCAACACCCAACCGAUUACAAGAUUCCAGGAUGGUUCUUGAACAGACAGAAGGACGUUGUCGACGGUAAGGACUAUCAUGUCCUUGCCAACAACUUGGAGUCCAAGUUGAGAGAGGAUUUGGAGAGAUUGAAGAAGAUGAGAGCUCACCGUGGUUUGAGACAUGCUUGGCACUUGAGAGUUAGAGGUCAGCACACCAAGACCACUGGUAGAAAGGGAAAGGUUUCCAUUGCUUAA
Molecule: messenger RNA, 453 nt
Organism: Brettanomyces nanus
Lineage: Eukaryota; Fungi; Ascomycota; Pichiomycetes; Pichiales; Pichiaceae
Gene: RPS18A
Product: ribosomal 40S subunit protein S18A
Exons: 1
Coding region: 1-453 (150 amino acids)
Biological process (GO): translation
Cellular component (GO): cytosol; small ribosomal subunit; ribosome
Molecular function (GO): RNA binding; structural constituent of ribosome
Source: RefSeq, a predicted model, not a curated record